Messenger RNA from Bactrocera tryoni, 468 nucleotides. Its product is annotated as glycine-rich cell wall structural protein. NCBI's taxonomy places the organism in Eukaryota, Metazoa, Arthropoda, Insecta, Diptera, Tephritidae. The transcript has a single exon. The record is from RefSeq and is a predicted model, not a curated record. Bases 37 to 399 code for a protein of 120 amino acids.
UCAGAGCUGCUGACAUAAUAUUUUAAUACGAACAAAAUGCGUUACAUAUUUUAUGUGCUGUGGAUGUGUCUCGCGGCGUUAAGUGUUUUUGCAGCAGAAAUUGCACAGUUGGAGGCAGCACGUAAAGCAGAAGAUUUACUUUCCGUGGACGCAGGAGUCCAACACAGCGAGGAAAACGCGCGCUCUGUGCGGCAGUUCGGUGGUGGAUUCGGAGGGCCAGGUGGCUUUGGACAAGGGGGCUUUGGCCAAGGUGGUGGAUUCGGAGGGCAGGGUGGCUUUGGGCAAGGGGGCUUUGGCCAAGGUGGUGGAUUCGGAGGGCCAGGUGGCUUUGGGCAAGGCGGAUUUGGCCAAGGUGGAGGAGGUGGCUUUGGUGGACCUGGAUUCGGAGGUGGUUUUUGAUGCAGGCGAGUUAUAAGAAGAAGUUUUUAUGGCUAGGGUUUUGAAGUGUUUUUUGUAAAAUUUAUACAA